This is a messenger RNA of Rhineura floridana, 2844 nucleotides long. RefSeq names its product ERCC excision repair 2, TFIIH core complex helicase subunit (gene ERCC2). Gene Ontology annotation, cellular component: nucleus. The transcript is spliced from 23 exons. Gene Ontology annotation, molecular function: DNA helicase activity; hydrolase activity, acting on acid anhydrides, in phosphorus-containing anhydrides; ATP binding. The record is from RefSeq and is a predicted model, not a curated record. The coding region runs from base 295 to 2652 and encodes 785 amino acids. NCBI's taxonomy places the organism in Eukaryota, Metazoa, Chordata, Lepidosauria, Squamata, Rhineuridae. Gene Ontology annotation, biological process: transcription by RNA polymerase II; nucleotide-excision repair; positive regulation of mitotic recombination.
CUUCAGUCUACCAGUAAUGACUGAGUACGAGCACAUCUAGGGCGGCUUCUGGUGCCUGUUCGCAGUGCAACGGAACUUAUUUGGGACGUACAAACUAGAUUGCUUAGUGGGCGGAGGCUUUUCAGCUAGCCAACCAGGGUGCGGUCCGGGGAGGUUUUUCUGGCCAACCGAGAACGAGCGCGACGGGGGGGGGGGGAAGAGAGAGGAAGCCUUUUUUUUUCCUUUUGGAGGACCGGGGUGAGAACCGGCACGCCGCGCGGCUGUGACCAAUGAGACUGGAGGGUGGAAGAGAUCAUGAAGUUGAACAUAGAUGGAUUGCUUGUUUAUUUUCCAUAUGAUUACAUCUACCCUGAACAGUAUUCGUACAUGCUGGAGCUGAAGAGGACAUUAGAUGCCAAGGGCCAUGGCGUGCUGGAAAUGCCCUCGGGCACUGGGAAAACCAUCUCCCUCCUGUCUCUCAUUGUGGCCUACCAGCGUGCUUACCCCCUGGAGGUGACCAAGUUCAUUUACUGCUCCCGAACUGUGCCAGAGAUUGAAAAGGUCAUUGAGGAACUGCGCAAACUUCUGGAUUUCCACGAGAAGCAAACAGGAGAGAAGCUGCCCUUCCUGGGAUUGGCCCUCAGUUCCAGGAAGAACCUCUGCGUCCACCCUGAGGUAAGCACCCUGCGCUUUGGGAAGGAGGUGGAUGGGAGAUGCUUCAGCUUGACCGCUUCGUACAUACGGGCACAGCACCAGCAGGACCGCAGUGUUCCCUCCUGCCAUUUCUUUGAGGAAUUUGAUGCCCACGGCCGCCAGGUGCCCCUUCGAUAUGGUGUUUACAACCUAGAUGACUUGAAGGCCUACGGGCGACAAAAGGGCUGGUGCCCCUACUUCCUUGCCCGAUAUUCGAUCCUUCACGCCAAUAUUGUGGUGUACAGUUACCACUAUCUCCUGGACCCCAAGAUCGCUGACCUGGUCUCCAAGGAGCUGGCCAAGAAAUCUGUUGUUGUCUUCGAUGAGGCUCACAAUAUCGACAACGUCUGCAUUGACUCCAUGGGUGUCAACAUCACACGCAAGAUGCUGGACCGCUGCCAAGGGAACGUGGCCACUCUGCAAGCCAGCAUCCAGAAGAUCAAGGAAACGGAUGCUCAGAAACUGAAGGAGGAAUAUCGGCGCCUGGUGGAGGGACUGCGGGAAGCCAAUGUCGCCCGGGAAACAGAUGUCUACUUGGCCAAUCCGGUGCUGCCAGAAGAGAUUCUCCAAGAGUCUGUGCCAGGCAACAUCCGGACAGCAGAACACUUUGUGGGCUUCCUGAAACGCUUUCUGGAGUACCUGAAGUCCCGCCUACGGGUCCAUCACGUGGUCCAGGAGAGCCCUCCGUCAUUCUUGAAGGACGUCUUCGAGAAAGUCUGCAUUGAACGUAAACCCCUCCGAUUCUGUGCUGAGCGGCUACGCUCUCUUCUCCGCACUCUGGAAAUUGCCGACAUCUCUGACUUCUCCCCCAUCACGUUGAUCUCCAAUUUCGCCACGUUGGUCAGCACUUACUCCAAAGGUUUUACGAUUAUUAUAGAACCCUUUGAUGACAGAACUCCCACCAUCACCAAUCCCAUCCUGCACUUCAGCUGCAUGGAUGCUUCCAUCGCCAUCAAGCCCGUCUUUGAGCGGUUUCAGUCGGUCAUCAUCACCUCAGGAACCCUUUCUCCGCUGGAUAUCUACCCAAAGAUCCUGGACUUCCGGCCGGUUACUAUGGCAACUUUCACCAUGACCCUUGCCAGGACCUGUCUGUGUCCGAUAAUUGUGGGGCGAGGGAACGACCAGGUGGCCAUCAGCUCCAAGUUCGAGACUCGCGAAGACAUUGCUGUUAUCCGCAACUAUGGCAAUCUGCUGCUGGAGAUGUCUGCCAUCGUCCCGGAUGGCAUUGUGGCCUUUUUCACCAGCUAUCAGUACAUGGAGAACAUUGUUGCCUCGUGGUACGAGCAGGGGAUCUUGGAGAACAUCCAGCGCAACAAACUCAUCUUCAUUGAGACACAGGAUGGAGCUGAGACGAGCAUGGCCCUUGAGAAAUACCAGGAGAGAAUGGGCUGUGGAUGCCAUGUAAUGGAAUUGGCCAGAUUUUGCAGUGAGGGCCCGUGUCUUGGUUGGCAGGCCUGCGAGAACGGCCGGGGAGCCAUCUUGCUGUCGGUGGCCAGGGGUAAGGUCUCUGAAGGAAUCGACUUUGUUCACCACUACGGAAGAGCCGUGAUCAUGUUUGGGGUCCCUUACGUCUACACCCAGAGCCGUAUCCUGAAGGCUCGGCUGGAAUAUCUGAGGGACCAGUUCCAGAUCCGCGAGAAUGACUUCCUGACCUUUGACGCCAUGCGGCACGCUGCUCAGUGCGUGGGGCGGGCAAUCCGCGGCAAGACAGACUACGGCCUCAUGGUCUUUGCUGACAAGCAGCGCUUUGCCCGGGCCGACAAGCGGGGCAAGCUCCCUCGCUGGAUCCAGGAGCACAUCACAGACGCCAACCUCAACUUGACGGUGGAUGAGGCUGUCCAGGUGGCCAAAUACUUCCUGCGCCAGAUGGCUCAGCCGUUCCGCAAGGAAGACCAGCUGGGCCUGUCACUACUCACCUUUGAACAGCUGCAGUCCGAAGAAACGCUGCGCAAGGUCCAGGAGAUUGCACACCAAGUGUGAGGCGAGAGGGAACGAGGAGGGCAGAGCACAGCCGAGGGUGGGCCAGGAGAGUCUGCCCUGCUGCUGCCGCCUCAGCCUGGCCCACCGGCUGACCGGAAAAUGGAGGUGGCGCACCAACAGAGACUCUAGCUAAGUGUCAUUUGUCAAUUCCAGAUUUUGGACUCUGAUUUUAAUAAAAGUGUUUGUUUAAAA